AUGACUGACAAUAAAUAUUCCAGAAGAGAACUCUACACCAUGAUCAAGGAUAGAAUAAUGAACUAAAAGGAAUUUAAUGCAACUAUGAUGAGUAGUUCUCUCCUUAGUGACUCAGACAGUCUAAGCAGUUUUUCUCCUCUCAAGUCAAUGAUUUCUGAAGAAGAUAUGGUUGAAAUAAACUAUAUGGAUGAACUUUUUUCAUUCUUUGAAAAAGACUGGGAUAACUACACAGAGGAGCAAGACAACCAAUUUUAAGCACAAUACAAAUUCACUUUGGAAAGGCUAAAUGUUUUCAAAAACAUUCUUCGUGCUUUCAAGAACUAUAUGAAGACUAAGGGAGACUCAGUCGUCAUCGAGUGCAUGGAUUCUCUACAAAAACCCAUUAAUAUCAUCAAGAAGCAAUUUAAUUUCUUCUCAAAGCGCCAUGCUCCCAACAGCCGUUUACUAUCAUUGCUCUUUUGCUACGAUAGAUACGGAAGACAAUUUGAAUACUUCCUUAAUCACUACUCUCUCGAGUGGCUUGCUAGCAGCAAAGUUAAGGACCUGACUUAACACAUCUACACUAUUCUUUAUCUCUGUCGCUGUUUCAAAAAUGAGAGUAUGCAAUAAAAUAUCAAAGUUAACAAGAAAUGA
Tetrahymena thermophila SB210 is the source of this 633-nucleotide messenger RNA. RefSeq lists its product as hypothetical. The transcript has a single exon. The record is from RefSeq and is a predicted model, not a curated record. Lineage: Eukaryota; Ciliophora; Oligohymenophorea; Hymenostomatida; Tetrahymenidae.